GUAGCAUUUGUUCUGGCGGCUCAUAUUUACAUUUUAAGUGCAUCUGGUGGGUGGGCGCUAGGGGAAAAAAAAAAAACCCUUUUCUUUAACAGGAAACAAAACAAAAUUAAUUAAAGCCUUUGAAUUCUUUCUUUCUUUUUGUUGCACUCUUCAUCCAAACCAGGCAGAGCAAAAGAAAAAGGGACGCUGGAGGAAAAUCUAGAAGAGGAGAGCUGGGAAAAUCCCUAACCUGAAUCAGAAAUAAACCGGCGGAGCUACACGGGCAAAAAAUAAAAAUUAAAACCUGCUGGAAAGAGUUGGAGAACGUCAAAGUUUUUUUUUCUUCUUCUUGAUUUGGAGCAACAACAAACCCAACUCCCCGAACAGCCGGCAAGAUGCCCCGGAGGAAGGCGGCGGCGGCGGGGCCCGUGUGGGAGGCCAGCUCCGGCAACGGGACGGCCCGCUCGGCCGGCAGGAAGCGGCCGGGCCCGGGGCCGAGGAAGCGGGGCCGGCCCGAGCGCGGGGCCGGCGGCGGCGGCGAGGGCGGCAGCAGCAGCGGCGGCGGCGGCGGCAGCAGCGAGGAGGACGGGCCCCGGGAGCUGCUGCUGGCGGCGGCCGAGCUGGACGGGGGCCCCGGCGGCAAGAGGGCGGCCAGGCCCGGGCCGGGCGGCGGCCGAGCCGGAGGCCAGGCCGUGAUCAUCAGCGAGCCCGAGCACAGCAAGGAGCGGAUCAAACUCGAAGGGUCCAAGUGCAAGGGGCAGCUUCUGAUAUUUGGAGCAACCAACUGGGACCUGAUUGGCCGUAAAGAAGUGCCGAAACAGCAAGUGGCUUACCGUAACCUGGGCCAGAACUUGUGGGGGCCUCACAGGUAUGGGUGUCUCUCAGGGAUUCAGGUACGGACUGUGGUUUCUGGACCAUGUGCAGCUCAUAGUCUGCUCAUCACCACAGAGGGGAAGCUCUGGAGCUGGGGUCGUAACGAGAAAGGGCAGCUGGGGCAUGGAGAUACCAAGCGUGUGGAGGCUCCAAAACUCAUUGAAGUUCUCAGCAACGAGGUGAUCGCAUCAGCAGCUUGUGGACGGAACCACACGCUCGCUCUGACGGAGAGUGGCUCUGUAUUUGCGUUUGGAGAGAACAAGAUGGGACAGCUAGGUCUCGGCAAUCAGACAGAUGCAGUUCCAAGUCCCACUCAGAUAAUGUACAACGGCCAACCUAUUACCAAAAUGGCCUGUGGGGCUGAAUUCAGCAUGAUCAUGGACUGCAAAGGAAACCUCUAUUCCUUUGGGUGCCCUGAGUAUGGACAGCUGGGACACAAUUCCGAUGGGAAGUUCAUCGCCCGUGCUCAGAGGAUAGAGUACGACUGUGAGCUGGUGCCCCGUCGCGUUGCCAUCUUCAUCGAAAAGACAAAAGAUGGGCAGAUCCUUCCUGUCCCUAACGUGGUCGUGCGAGAUGUGGCCUGCGGUGCUAACCACACGCUUGUUUUAGACUCCCAGAAGCGUGUGUUCUCCUGGGGCUUUGGUGGCUACGGCCGGCUGGGCCAUGCUGAGCAGAAGGACGAGAUGGUGCCACGGCUGGUCAAGCUCUUUGACUUCCCGGGCCGUGGGGCAGCUCAGAUCUACGCUGGCUACACCUGCUCCUUUGCUGUCAGCGAAACAGGUGGCCUGUUUUUCUGGGGAGCCACAAACACCUCCCGUGAGUCAACCAUGUACCCCAAAGCUGUGCAGGACCUCUGUGGCUGGAAAAUCCGCAGCUUGGCCUGUGGGAAGAGCAGUAUUAUAGUGGCUGCAGAUGAGAGCACAAUCAGCUGGGGCCCAUCUCCGACCUUCGGUGAACUGGGCUAUGGAGACCAUAAACCCAAGUCCUCUACUGCAGCCCAAGAGGUGAAAACCCUAGAUGGAAUUUAUCCAGAGCAGGUGGCGAUGGGCUACGCCCAUUCUUUGGUGAUAGCCAGGGACGAAAGCGAAGUGGAGAAAGAAAAACUAAAGAAGCUGCCUGAAUAUAACCCCCGCACCCUCUGAUAAGGCCAGGGCCCCGCGCCCCCCUGCCAUGGCAGCUGUCAUUUCCAAUGUGCACUGGGACCGAAAGAGAUUGCAGACCGGCAUUGAGACCUGACCGAAGCUUUUUGUUAGCCUUUCCGAGGUUCAAUUUUAUAAGCGAUUCACAGUUUUAACUACCUGUUACUGUAUCAUUUCCAAAGUGUUCAGUUCUUUUAAACGUUUGACAUUUACUCCUGGCUCACGAGUUCCUAUUCCGAUGAAAAUGGCAGGACCUUUUGGCAUAUAAACCCCACGUACUUUGGUGAGCAGUGGAACAGCUGCUGACGCAUAAGAAGGGCCACAUGGCGCUUGUUGCAUUGAAUUGAGGAGAGUCCCAGUUGCCACUAAGAGCUUGGGGGAAGAUUUGGAGAGGCACAAAUGGCCGUAAGCACCCAAUUCCCAUUGCCUUUCAAUGGAAGUUAAACCCCUAAUAGCCCUGUGUGCCUUUGAAAAUCUACCCUGAGUGUCUAUGGGGCCAUCUCUUUGGUGAACUGAGGCAGUCAACUGCUGAGAUCUCUCUCCAGAAUCAAAUUUACGUUUUCAUCUCUCUAGUUUUAAUGUGCUGGUCUCUGUUCUGUGUGAGGAGCGUCUGACAUAAGCCCCAAGGAGCGGGUAUCCAGCUGUGUAACCCCUUGGUAGAUUAAGCUGCGGGACUCUGGCUGCCACCUAUUUCAUGGCUGUUUCAUAAGCGUUGACCUUUUUGUGCGAUUUAAAUUGUUUCCAUUCUGAUUAAAAACCUCCAUCAAGACAAAAUCUAGGUCAACGCAUUCAAAUAGCACCUGGUGCCUUGGUAGAUGGGUACCCCAAAAUCUGACACACCUUGGGGCUCAUUUUUCAGCAGAGCACUCACAGCUCCAGUUGAAAACAGGAUCGGCAGGUGCUCACCCACGCUGAAAAAUGAAGCCCUAGGUAUGUCAAGUCAGGCAUCAAAACCUGUGGUCACUUAUGAAAAGGCUGUCACGAGUGGUGCUCCUGAGUGCUGAUUGUAAAUGAAGUUGAUUCGAAGUGAGGUUGAUUCCAAGGGUAAUUGUGUUUUGUGUGAGGUUUUCAUAGCAAUUUGCCUCGCUGAUGUUUUCUUUGAGAGUCUGAAGUCUUCAGAGAUGGGGCCUAAAUAAAAACCCAGGAUUCAAACACCGCUGAAUUUGUUGGGGAUGGGAGGGUUAGAUCAGAACUUUGCAGCCCAGGCCUCUCCCUUUGGUCGGUGAGACAUGAACCUUGAUCAAGUAAGUCUUAUUUGCCUGCUUAAUAUGUACUAUACAUAAGGAGGCCCACUGCAGUCAGUGGGGUGCUCUGAGCGCAUAGCUGAGCGUGUAUGUAAGUCUUUGGAGGAUCAGGGCCUCCGACAGUAGGGGGGUUAGAAUUAGUCAGAAAACAACCCCUCAACGCUGAAAUUUCAAUAAACGUCUUUUUCCCUAAAAACUUGCAGUUUUUUUUACCAGCUCUCUGCAGGCAUUCAUUAGGGGAUCCUUUGUCUUCCUCCCCUUGGAAAUUACUGCCUCCUGCUGACCCGUGAACCCUGUCUAUACAGUCACAUCCAGUUCCUCCAAACUGGGUGUUGGAGCAGGUGCUGGGCCAGACUCUGCUGAACCAAAUUGGUUUUGCUGGCGGAGAGAUGCAAAGAGCUCCCAGCCCUGGACGGUCUGGAGGUUUAUUAUUUUUCGAUUACGAUCAGAUACCCACCAAAAGUUUCUUCCAUUCCAAUACUCUGCACUGUCCUGGAGAAACAAAGGUGCCUUUUAACAGAGUGCUCUGCUCUGUCUCCACACAAAUGUGAGCAUGGCUUUUCCUUUCUCGUUACCCUAGCAAGCUGCACUGAUCUCUAGAGGCAACGUUUGCUAGCAUCCUGGUACACUGCAGUUCUGCAAAAAACUUUGUUUAUUGUGUUUAAAGUGAAAAAUUCCUUGAACGUAGAAAGCAGCUGGGUGGAGAAGUUCUUCAAUUGAGUCUUUGCUUUGCUAGUUUAAUAACGUUAGCCUUUCCCAUUUACAGUAUUGAGUAAAUCCAGUGGCCUCAAUCUUAACUGUCUUCCCCCCCUCCUCCAGCCAGGUAUCUAGGGCCCAUUUGAAAGCCCGAUAAAUUUAAUAGGCGUUUUUUCUAUUGACUUCUGUGAUUCCAUAGACUUUGGAUCAGGUGGAUUUCCAGAAAAGUGGGAUUUCCCUUGCGAUGUCAGACCACAGCAGUAGCCAGCUGCAGUGUCUGCACCUGGUUAAUUCUGCAUGGAGCAGCAUUGAGUGUUUAACGAAACUGAACUGAACUCCUGUUCAGCCAGGUGCCUACAUGUACAGUUGUUAUAAACCACCUUCAAGCAGUGCGGCUGCAAUUUUUCCAAAAUAUCUGACUAAUUUUCAGUGCCUGUGUUUAUGGGAGGCUAAUUUAGUCACCUGGAAUUUCUUUUGUUUUGUUUUUUCUCCCCAGAUGCACUAGGCACCCAGAGCUCCCAUUUGAAAUCAAUUGUUGUCAUAGGCACUCAGUGCUUCUGACAAUGGGCCCCCAAGUGUCUUAAAUGGAACACCCUAAAUUAGUCAGCCUGAAAGUAAGAGAGAUUUGUCCUGAGAAUUGAAAUCCAGGCCAGAGGUUCUGCUACAAUCAAACUCACCUGAGCCUUUUCACCCACAUCACCAAAACCUUUUCACCGAGCUACAGUUGCAGCCUGUGUGUCUCUUCUCGGUGUAAUGCCAAACUCCCGAACAAAAAUCUCCUUUCAGACUAUGUCCUUGGCUCGCUUACUAGCCCACUAACAGAUGCAGGACAUGAGCGGACAGAGGUUUGACUUGCCCGUGACCAGUUCCCAAGAUAUUGGUCUGCAGCACUGGAAAUCUCAGCUCUUACGGACCCUUUCUGGGGUUGGGAGUUUGCAUGCCAGAGGCCAGGUGCCGACUCUCCGUCUGACGUAGGAUUAAGCUGUUUCAGCUAUUUUAAAAAAAAAUUAAAGUAACCUUCGCCCAAAAAUUAUUCAAACCAAAAGGGGCUGAACCUCCCUAGGCAGACAGAGUCCUGCCUGUGGUAGUUAGAAAUUAAACAUUAUUCACGUUCCUCAUUAACUUCUCCCCCAGCUGCCUUCUUCGUGCUCUUACCUUGGGAGAGUGAAAGAGAGUCGGAGAAAAAGGAUCUUGGAGCAGUUUUUGGUUUAGACGAGAUGAAAGGUUCCUGGGUUAGUGCUGUAAUUGUAUUUUCAUGGGGUUUUUUUUAUAUUUCUUGGAGUAAAUGUUUAAAUAAACAACAUCAUUGUGUACA
This is a messenger RNA of Chelonia mydas (Green sea turtle), 5246 nucleotides long. RefSeq names its product regulator of chromosome condensation 2 (gene RCC2). The record is from RefSeq and is a predicted model, not a curated record. The transcript is spliced from 14 exons. Lineage: Eukaryota; Metazoa; Chordata; Testudines; Cheloniidae. The coding region runs from base 375 to 1994 and encodes 539 amino acids.